AAUUUUACAUAUAAAAUGUAUAAAACCAUAAGACACGGUGAAAAUAGUCUGCAAUAUACAAUUUUGCCGCAAAAUGAUGAUUUUCGAAUUGAGGGUAAAUUAUCCAGUGCUGGCAGUAGUUGCAGUUCCAGUAAUAACGGUACUAAAAAAUCUAAAGGCAAGCGGCCAAAGCGACGUUCGUUCUUUGCCUAUUUAGGUUUGAUAUUCGUAUGUACAGUGAUUGUGGGAGCAGUACUUAUACCCUUUCUAGUCUCUACAGAAUGUUUACCAAGUCCAACUGAAUGGUUUUUAAAAACUAAAGCGGCUAUUAUUAAAAAUGUUAAUGGCAUCGGUAAUGGCAGUAGAAAUUAUAACACAGCCAAAACAAAUAAAAUAAAUACAAAUGCUAAUGCUGAUGUUGAUGCUGAUGCUGAUGCUAAUAAUAUUAAUAUGAGAAAUGGCAUAAGUUUGGGCAAACCAGUUGAAAUUGUCAAUAAGGACGGUGUAGAACGUAUUAUACUUAAAGUGAAUAAAACGCGACAUAAUGAACAGCGGCUCAACAGCAGUGCAAGCAAUAAUUACACUAUGCCUACUCUUGCAACACUGGAUCAAGCGAUGAGUAAUACAGUUUUAACUGUCAUAAAUGAUAAUGUCAAAGAUACUUUAACUGGCAGCGCUACAGUAUCAAGCAUCAGUAACAAUGGCGAAGCAGCUCGUGCAGGAUCCCAAAACGGAAUUAUUGCAACUAAUGACAAUGUACAAUAUGCUGAAGCAUAUAAUAGCUCAGCAAAAUCAAACGGCCGAAAUGAUGCAGCUCAAAGCUUUGGCAGCAGCAUUGGCAGCAGCCAAAAAACAUCAGUGAAACAAAAUUAUGUCACUGAGCUCCGUUUCGAUGCAGUACCUGCUGACGAACGUGAGAAGGCGCCCAGCCCAACUAAAAUAGUAAUUACAACUAUAAAGGAUGAGAACACGAAUACCAACAACAACCAACACAACGAUGAAGUGAACAAUAAGAACGAACCGUUGCCUGUCCAAAAUACUUUUAAUAUACGCAUACGUCCAACUUUAGCAAUAUCAACUUCAAGCAUUAAUUUACCACCGCGAGCCUCUAUCAACUCUAAUCAAAAUAAUCAGUACAACAAUUCAAAUAGCAUACCAACUAUCACCACACGUAUCAUCCAGGUGCCAUUACUCAAAUCAGCCGCAAAGAAACCCAUAAUACCGCCCGUCUUGGUUAAAACAAAUUCACAAUUAAUCCUGAACAACAACAAGAAUCUACCAACAAACAACAGGAAUCUACCAACCGAUGAGAAUAACAACUUAGUUGAUCCACCGAAUAGCAAACAUUCACAGAACUCUGAUUGGAUUGGUUCGCAUUGGCCAUUCGUUGAUCCAUCUACAUAUAUUCAAUGGGCUGGUUACAAGGCCGAGGAUAGCGUUUUACUACCAGCUCUCCUUGGUUUUGCUCUAAUUGGCGUGAUUCUAAUAAUUGCCGUGUGUUUAGUGGCACGCAAUAAGCGCACAAUAGUCUCCUCGGUACGCAAACGUAAUCGCAAUGACAUUGAAGAAACUGGAGCUGAGGACAACAAAACUCUUCUAACAACUGCAAAUCUUUCCGAUGAAGAUUAAGCAAAUAUUUUAAAUAAAUUAUGAAAACUUUAUUAUUAUUUAUUUUGAAAACUCUAUAUACUCAGUAUUAAUAUAUAUUUUUUAUUAUCCUAUAUAUUUAGGAUGCAACAAGGAUUUAUUUUUAUAAUAAUUCAGG
Messenger RNA from Teleopsis dalmanni, 1744 nucleotides. Its product is annotated as probable serine/threonine-protein kinase DDB_G0282963. The transcript is spliced from 3 exons. The record is from RefSeq and is a predicted model, not a curated record. Bases 16 to 1608 code for a protein of 530 amino acids. Lineage: Eukaryota; Metazoa; Arthropoda; Insecta; Diptera; Diopsidae.